AUGCGUCUAGCCAACUUUUCCGUCGCUGUACCUCUAAUCGUAAGCCUGGUAUGGGCGCAAGACAUUGGGGGCAGCGGACCGAAACCACCCACAGUGGACAAUCCAAGCAAUCUAGGUCCGUGGAAGCCUCCUGCAUCGAGCCAAGGAUCACCUCCAGCUUCCUACACGGGCAUGGGCCGCACCUUGCGGGUGAACAGCGCUACCGACUUCUGCUUGCUCAUGCCACCCGAUCCCACGACCCAAAACCUCGUAGACGCGGAAGCGAACGCUGUAGCCUACUGCAUGCAACCAUCCAACGAUACGAGACCCAUGCCGGACGGUUUCAUCACUUCUGCUCAUUUUAGGAAAGCGGCGGGAUACGUAGCUGUCAUGGGAUCCUUCAAUGCUGCAGUCAUGAACCUUGGCACCAAUCCUGCGGAUUGCGGUGGCGAGUACGACAAUCACGGAGCGCAAGGAGUAGGAAAUCCUGUUGGCGUUGGCCUGCCGGACGGUGAGUGCGCUCACGAUUUUCAACAGUUCAUGGGCUCGUGCGAUAUCCCCGGCAAAAGCACGUUUGUCAUUCGAGUCUGCUCCGGGCCUCGUAGCUACGAUCUCUGCGACAACAAGUACGACUUGAUGGGCGCUCUCUACACAAAUCCUGGUCCUUAUGAGCAGGAUGGGUUCGACAAUUGCGACGUGACGGAUGAUAGGGCAUUGUACGACCUUGGCAAUGGGUCUACUUUUAGACAAGGUGAUCAGGUGACACCUUUAGCCGAUGCCUAUCCUAAACCUCCGCCUAGCAGUAAUUGCUCGCCAACCGCCAGCCCUGCACCGUCAGGUGCGACUUACACCUGGAAUCAGGCAGCGGCGAAGCAGACACCCACUGCGAAUGCAAACGGUGGAAGCGGCAGCUCUGGAAGUUCCACUGGAAGCGACAACGGUAGCGCUGGCAGCGCAACCGGAAGCGGUACUGGAAGCGGUAACGGCAAUGGCAGCUCAUCAGGCGCAGCCAGUGCUACCUCUCGUUCACACAGAAGAACGCGGAUCUAUGCUGGAGCAAGUUUGGCGCUGUUUUCGAUUCUUGUGCAGUGCCUUUGA
Messenger RNA from Ceraceosorus guamensis, 1077 nucleotides. RefSeq lists its product as hypothetical. Lineage: Eukaryota; Fungi; Basidiomycota; Exobasidiomycetes; Ceraceosorales; Ceraceosoraceae. The record is from RefSeq and is a predicted model, not a curated record. The coding region runs from base 1 to 1077 and encodes 358 amino acids. The transcript has 3 exons.